Limulus polyphemus (Atlantic horseshoe crab) is the source of this 1331-nucleotide messenger RNA. Its product is annotated as sodium channel protein 1 brain-like. Gene Ontology annotation, biological process: membrane depolarization during action potential; neuronal action potential; sodium ion transmembrane transport. The annotation marks the transcript as partial. The record is from RefSeq and is a predicted model, not a curated record. NCBI's taxonomy places the organism in Eukaryota, Metazoa, Arthropoda, Merostomata, Xiphosura, Limulidae. Gene Ontology annotation, molecular function: voltage-gated sodium channel activity. The transcript has 9 exons. Gene Ontology annotation, cellular component: plasma membrane; voltage-gated sodium channel complex.
GUUCAUACUGAAGCUGCUGAUAAAGAAGAGUCACCUGAAGAGGAAGUUAUCAGAAGAAAACAUUUGGUCAUAUUCCUUCGUAGAUGCCAACUGUUUUGCUACAAAAUAGCCAAGCACCCAGGACUUGAACUUUUUGUUGGAUUUUGUAUUGCUAUCAACACAAUAACAAUGUCCAUAUACCAUGAUGGAAUGGAUCCAGACAUUCAACAUGCUUUAGAGAAAGCAAAUAUUGGUAGGAGUUUUAAAGACUCUCACGGAACUGUUAAUAAGUCAACUAAACAUUCUUGCAACUCGGAGUCUUCCAUCAGGCAUUAUUUUUCUUCUGCACGAGAUAAACUGAAAAACGUGAAACGUCGUGUUCAACUGAUCGUGAAUUCCAACUACUUUGAAACAUUUGUACUGACAGUAAUUGCUAUAAGUAGCAUUAUGUUGUGCUUCGAAGACGUACGACUUCCCGAACGUCCGCAGUUGCAAAAAGCUUUGUUUUGGUUGAACGUGGUGUUUACCAUAGUGUUUACUCUCGAAAUGAUACUGAAAUGGAUAGGUAUUGGUUUUAUAAAUUAUUUCAGUAUUGGCUGGAAUAUCGUCGAUUUUACUGUAGUGCUGGGUUCCUUACUAGACUUGGCUUUGGGAGAAAGUCAGUUGUCCAGUCUACGAGCUAUCAGAGCACUUCGAGCGUUACGUCCCUUACGGGCUAUAUCUCGUUGGAAAGGGAUGAAAGUUGUCGUAACUUCGCUGUUAUCAGCCAUCCCUUCCAUUUUAAAUGUGCUGCUCGUCUGUCUACUAUUUUGGUUAAUAUUCUGUAUCAUAGGGGUUCAGAUUUUUGCUGGUUUAUUCUACAAAUGCGUCAAUAAGGACGGAGAACGUUUGCAAAUAUCCGAGGUUAACAACAAAACAGAAUGUUUAGCUAAGAAUUACUCCUGGGUGAAUUCCAAGGUGAACUUUGAUAAUGUACCAAAUGGAUAUCUAGCUCUUUAUCAAGUGGCGCUUUUUGAAGGGUGGAUGGAAAUCAUGGAAGAUGCCAUCGAUAUCAGGGGGAAGAACCUACAACCUGAAAAGGAAGCCAACUUCAUUGCUUAUCUGUAUUUUGUGGUUUAUAUCCUGUUUGGUUCAUUUUUUAUCCUCAAUCUCUUCAUCGGUGUCAUCAUAGAUACCUUUAAUGUCAUGAAGAAAAAGUUUGAAAAAGGAUUGGCCGAGUUGAUGAUGUCCGAUGUCCAGCGAAGUUUUUACCAUUGUAUGAUAAAAUUUGGGAAACGGAAACCUCAAAAGAUGGUUCAACAGCCUAAAAACAUCAUCGGAGCUCACUGCUACGUCAUUGCUCGCGGAAGAUG